AUGCUUGCAUUGGACGUCCCUGAGACCGGGUUGUCCCUUUGCAGGGACAACCCCGGAAAUGAUGCCGCGGCAAAACCCACCCAGAUCAUGCGGCUGAAUUUGGCCCAGAGCACCCUUGAUGAACUCAUUCAGAGCUUACGGAAUGACCAAACGGCUCGGAUUCGGUUAGGAAAACAUCCGACACUCUACUAUGGCUCCAAAUCGCAGCACUUCCAUUCCUCCCCCGAAGCUCAUCGUUCCGAAGUCUACACGGGAAGCUCCGCCGACAAAGAAAAUCUAUACUUUACGGGCGUCCUCAGCCACACCCUUGAGGUCCAAAGGGCCAAGGAGGCCACUGCGGCCACUGAUCAGGCGCUGGCCAAUCUUGAGCAGAGCCUUAAUGCCUUUGAGAGGGGGAAGGAAUCGAAGAAAACCCACAUGAUCACCAGCAUUGAUGAAGUCAAGGCAUUGCGAGCGGGUGAUCUCAGGUCCAGCACAGGCAGACAAGCUGCUAUUCUGGCUCGAAAGCCUACAACCAAGGUGGAGAUCGAGAAGGAUCGAUUGUUGAAGACUGCCGCCAACCGAUCCCUAUCCUCGAGUCCAGCAUUGGGUUCCACCCGGUCUCCUGCACCUAUACCGCCGCUUACUCCCACCUCCGCUCCCUUUUCACAAACCAAGGAUCGUGCCCGUCAAGAUGCUCUCAAGAUUCCUUUUAUCCACCUCCUCGCUGUGCGUGCUGUCUCCGCCAAAUUCCUCGCGCGCCAAACAAGAUCGUCCCUCGAAGACUGCUUGGCGUUGGCCCGCAAAUAUGGAACCGAAAACCGAAUUAACCCGGAAAAAUUCGAUCUCAGAGAUAAAACAUACCGCGAGUUGGACGUUUGGAAAUUCCCGUACCCUUCUCAAGAGGAUCGGCAAGAGGCUAUCGAGAAUGCCAUAUCGGCGUUUGAUCGGCUGCGCAUCUCCCGCUCAGAUAAGUUAUGGCAGAUGCUGCUUCCCAAGGAGGAAAGAGGCAAGGGCAAGUGCUUGUCGCGAUUGAACCUGCGUACAGGCCCCAUCAAGAAGGCUCUCACUCCGAAAAUACAGGUGCACGCCUCUGACGACAAUGGCAAAGAUGGCGACACCACCGGUCAUGAAACCGACAGGGCCAGUGUCAAUGGCCUUACCCCGAAGACGGCCCUCAAAUCAGGCACGGUUGCUCAAAAUAAACGUACCAGCGAUAAAGAACCAGCCACAAAGCGGACCAACCUUGUCAACAAGAGCAAGAAUGCUACCAACAGCACGCUGACUGGACGUGUCACCAAAAAGGCCGAACGCAAGCCGACAUCAAAACCGGAUGGCAAGUUCAAAUCGGCUGAAUUUGUCCAUGACUCGGACGAUGAUGACACAGACAUGCUGGAUGCACCAGCUCCAGAGAAGGCGAAGCCAGAACAACCGAAGCAGCAGCCCAAACCUCAGGCUAAGCAGCCCAAACCAACCGGUCUCAAAGAUCCCUCUCCGGUGCCGACUCCCAAAGUCAGCAAGCCCGAAGCUUUGCCUGCCAAAACCGAAUCCACGGCUCAAACUGCCUCCAAAUCUGUCGCUUCGAAGAGGCCGCCAUCAGCACGAGCGCCCACUCAACGAUUGCCGCAGAAACCUUCACCUCCUUCUAUAUCCCCCCCUCCAGCCAAAGCUCUAGAUACCCAGAGCCGCAGCCGUGCGUCGAGUCAAAAUAACUCCUCGAGUUCCUCGUCCUCACCUCUUAUAGCACAAUUAUCGAAACCGAACAAAGUCAUCAACCACUCGACUCAACAACCGGUUGGGGGGCCAAAGAUCAAUGGAGCUCCAAAGGCAGCGGAACCCGUCAACCCUUUGAAGCGCAAAGCCGAGCUAGAGCGACCUCCUGCAACUCUUUCCAAGGCAACCGGCCGUGCUGCCACCAACCUGGAACAUAAAAGGAGGCGGGCGGUCAGCACCUCGAGUGGUAGCACUGGGAGUGCCUCGCCACCUCUCAGCCGUGAGUUGCUGCUGCAGCAAUUACGAGAGAAGUCACAAAAAUUCAAGCAAUACUAUGCCAAGUAUCGUACAUUGCAUGAUACUAUGGCCUCGCAUCCCGACCCACCGCGGGCGGAGUUGGAGCGAUUACAACGACAGCAUGUUCGUUUACAGAGAAUGAAGAAGGAAAUCUGGGACGAACACCGACGACUCCGCGAUGGUUGA
This is a messenger RNA of Aspergillus clavatus NRRL 1, 2175 nucleotides long. RefSeq lists its product as uncharacterized. The record is from RefSeq and is a predicted model, not a curated record. NCBI's taxonomy places the organism in Eukaryota, Fungi, Ascomycota, Eurotiomycetes, Eurotiales, Aspergillaceae. The transcript has a single exon. The coding region runs from base 1 to 2175 and encodes 724 amino acids.